UCCUCCUGACCAACAUGGUGGCCAAAGGGCUUGAAUUGAUAUUAUGGCUCAUCUAUCUGACGCUGAUAGUCGACUCACUUACUCAGAAUGUGAUCACUGGUCCUUCUAAAAACACACUGACCAUAACUUCAGUUGAUGCAUCCCACAUUGGCCGAGUGUGCACAACUUGGGGAUACUAUCACUUCAAGACUUUUGAUGGAGAUCUCUUCCAAUUGAAUUCGAGUUGUAACCAUGUCCUUGCAAUGCAAUGCAAGGGCAGCUAUGAAAACUUUAAUAUCCAGAUGCGGCGGCGCUUAGUUAACAACAUCCCCACAAUCGGCAAAAUCAUCAUGAUGCUGCAAGGUUCUGAGGUGGAGCUCUCUAACAACUCUGUCGUUGUCAAUGGCAAGAUGGAAUCUCUGCCGUUCAGUAAAUCAGGAGUGACUGUCAAAGGGACCGCAUCUAGUAUCUCUGUUGAAGCUAAUCUGGGAAUAAAGGCAAUCUGGAACCUGGACGACUCCCUUGAUAUUGAAAUAGAUGAGAAAUAUCGGACCCAGACAUGUGGACUGUGUGGAAACUUUGAUGGCAUAUCCAAUGAAUUCCUGAAUGAUGGAACUCCACUGGCUGUGGUGGACUAUGCUGAGACCUGGAAGAUAAAUGGCCCCACAGAGUACUGUGAGGAGACUGAUGUUAACCCUGUCCAGAGCUGUGGUGAUAAGCAAUUCUGUGACCAGACCUUCUCCAGUGAUCCCUUUGUUGAUUGCCAAAACAUUCUUGAUGUGGAAUCCUUUAGUAAAGCCUGUAUGGUGGACACGUGCAACUCUAUAGACAACACUACUUUGGUCCUCUGUAAAACACUUUCAGAGUUCUCCAGACAGUGUGUCCAUGCAGGUGGCAAACCCCAAGAAUGGAGGAAUGAUACAUUUUGCUACAAGGAAUGUCCAUACAACAUGGUGUUCUUGGAAUGUGGCAGUUCAUGUCCUGACAGCUGUUCCACCCCUCAUGCCAGCCAGACAUGUGACAGCCACUGUCAUGAUGGCUGCAGCUGCCCUGCUGGAAUGGUCUUUGAUGACAUUGGCAACAGUGGGUGUAUUGCAGUCUCUCAGUGUCCAUGUCUGCACAACAACAAAAUCUACAAGACAGGAGAGUCCUACUCCCACCACUGUAGAUCCUGUGUAUGUGAAAGUGGUCGGUGGAGUUGUACAGAGAUGAACUGUCCAGGAAUCUGUUCUGUCAAAGGAGGAGCUCAUAUUAACACCUUUGAUGGAAAAGCCUACACAUUUCAUGGCGAUUGUUCCUAUGUUCUAGCUAAGGACAAUAAUGGUUUGUCCUACACUGUGCUGGUGGAUCUGGUCAAGUGUGGACUAAGGGACACAAAGACUUGCCUCAGAACUGUAACUUUGGCCUUACGCAGCAAUUAUGUGGUUGUUAAAGUUCAGGCAUCUGGGCAGGUCUAUGUGAACCAGAUUCAUUCUCAGCUUCCACUGUUUACAGCUGAUCUGAGAGUCUUUAAGCCAUCUUCCUUCUACAUCCUUAUAAACACCACUGUGGGCAUACAACUGAUGAUUCAGCUGUCUCCCAUAAUGCAGGUGUUCAUUUCAGCUGACAAAUCACUCACAGGAACCACCUCUGGUUUGUGUGGAAACUUCAAUGACAUAAUGAGUGACGACUUUAGAGUGACCAAUGGGCUGGUGGAAGGCACUGCUGCUGCAUAUGCCAACGCAUGGAAAACCAGAGCCAGCUGCCCAGACAUUAUAUCACAUUUUGGAGACCCUUGUAAUGACAACAUCCUCACAGAGAACUAUGCCAAUUACUGGUGCUCCAAAUUAACUGAUCCCAAGGGAGUGUUUGCUCCCUGCCACGCUGUCGUUAGCCCCAGCACAUAUAAAGAUAACUGUAUGUAUGACACCUGUAACUGUGAAAAAAGUGAGGACUGCAUGUGUGCUGCAGUUUCCUCAUAUGUCUAUGCCUGCUCAGCAGCAGGAGUCCACAUCACUGGCUGGAGGAAAACCAUCUGUGAGACAUUCAGUACAUCAUGUGCAGCAGACACUGUGUAUAAUUACAACAUGACCAGCUGUGGGCGUACCUGCCGUUCCCUUGGCCAGACUGACUACUCUUGUCAGGUCAACUUCACCACAGUGGAUGGCUGUGGUUGUUCUGAAGGAACUUACAUGAAUGAGAAAGGCCAGUGUGUAGCCCGUGAAAGCUGCCCCUGCUAUGCUGAAAGCAUUAUUGUUCCUCAUGGACAGACUAUCAGUAAAGAUGGCAGCACAUGUUUUUGCAGAGAAGGUGUUCUCAGCUGUUCUGGAGGGACACAACUACUAAGUUCACAACAAUGCGAAUGCCCCAUGGUGUACUUUGACUGCUCCACUGCUCACCCUGGGGCUACUGGCACUGAAUGUCAAAAGAGCUGCAGCACCGCUGACAUGGCUUGUAUCCACACAGGCUGCACAUCAGGCUGCAUAUGCCCAGAUGGUUUGUUGUCAGAUGGAGCAGGAGGCUGUGUCAAUGAGACCAGCUGUCCAUGUGUACACAAUGGUAAAAUCUACCAGCCUGGAGAGACACUGACAGUGGAUUGCAAUACCUGUACGUGCAGUGGAAGGAAGUUCACAUGCACCAGCAAUGCAUGUGAUGCUGUUUGUGGAAUCUAUGGGGACGGUCACUACAUCACCUUUGAUGAUAAGAGGUUCGACUUCAGUGGAGAGUGUGAAUACACACUUCUACAAGACUUCUGUGGCACCUGUAACGGCAAUGGAAGCUUCAGAAUUAUUACUGAAAAUGUUCCAUGUGGAACCACAGGAACCACCUGCUCUAAGACCAUCAAGAUCUUCUUGGGGGAUAAUGAAUUCCAGCUUAAAGAUGACAACUUACAAGUGGUAAAGGGCAGUAUCCAGGUGCUUCGGGUACAAAAAAUGGGCAUUUACAUAGUGGUGACAAUCAAGCCUGGGCUUGUUCUUAUGUGGGACCAGAAGACCAGUCUUUUCAUUGCAAUCAGUCCACAGUUCCAGGGUCAGGUCUGUGGUCUGUGUGGAAACUAUGAUGGUAACAGUAAGAAUGACUUCACCACACGCUCCCAGGAAAUAGUAACAGAUGUUCUACGAUUUGGUAACAGCUGGAAAGUUUCAUCUAGUUGUCCCAGUGCACAGCUAAUCAGGGAUCCCUGUGCCUAUAAUCGCUACCGGGAAGCCUGGUCUCAAAAACAGUGCAGUAUCAUCAUGAGUGUCACAUUCAAGAGCUGUCAUUCAAAGGUUGACCCUGGUCCAUAUUUUGAUUCCUGUGUGAGAGACUCCUGUGCUUGUGACACUGGUGGGGACUGCGAAUGUCUGUGUACUGCUGUGGCUGCAUAUGCCAAAGCCUGUAAUAAAGCUGGGACCUGCAUUGCAUGGAGGACUCCAAAGUUUUGUCCUAUGUUCUGUGACUACUAUAAUUCACAUGAUGGUGAAUUAUGUGAGUGGCACUACAACCCUUGUGGACCUCGGAACUUGGAAACGGACUGCUUGAAAACAUGUAGCAAUCCAUCUGGAAACUGCUCCACACACAUCACCAACCUGGAAGGCUGCUAUCCAAGGUGUCCCCCAACCAAACCCUUCUUUGAUGAAGAAAAAAUGAAGUGCGUUGACUGCUGUGAAGACACAACAACUAAAGGAACAACACCAACACCUAUACAAACAACAUCUGUUGAAUCCACAACAGCGACGAGUACGACAACAAAAGCAACCACAGUCGUUACAUCGGGACCAACAACAUCCUCUACCACAGUUUCACCUACUGAAACAACAGUUCAAAGAUCGACCACAGUUACAUCAACACCAUCUGUGAGUACUGAAAUUACAUCUGGGACUGUCACUACCACUAAAGGAACAACAACAACACCUAUACAAACAACAUCUGUUGAAUCCACAACAGCGACGAGUACGACAACAAAAGGAACCACAGUCGUUACAUCGGGACCAACAACAUCCUCUACCACAGUUUCACCUACUGAAACAACAGUUCAAAAAUCCACCAUGGUUACAUCAACGCCAUCUGUGAGUACUGAAAUUACAUCUGGGACUGUCACUACCACUAAAGGAACAACAACAACACCUAUACAAACAACAUCUGUUGAAUCCACAACAGCGACGAGUACGACAACAAAAGUAACCACAGUCGUUACAUCGGGACCAACAACAUCCUCUACCACAGUUUCACCUACUGAAACAACAGUUCAAAAAUCCACCAUGGUUACAUCAACACCAUCUGUGAGUACUGAAAUUACAUCUGGGACUGUCACUACCACUGAAGGAACAACAACAACACCUAUACAAACAACAUCUGUUGAAUCCACAACAGCGACGAGUACGACAACAAAACCAACCACAGUCGUUACAUCAGGACCAACAACAUCCUCUACCACAGUUUCACCUACUGAAACAACAGUUCAAAAAUCCACCACGGUUACAUCAACACCAUCUGGGACUGUCACUACCGCUAAAGGAACAACAACAACACCUAUACAAACAACAUCUGUUGAAUCCACAACAGCGAUGAGUACGACAACAAAAGGAACCACAGUCGUUACAUCGGGACCAACAACAUCCUCUACCACAAUUUCACCUACUGAAACAAUAGUUCAAAGAUCCACCACGGUUACAUCAACACCAUCUGUGAGUACUGAAAUUACAUCUGGGACUGUCACUACCACUGAAGGCACAACAACAACACCUAUACAAACAACAUCUGUUGAAUCCACAACAGCGACGAGUACGACAACAAAUGGAACCACAGUCGUUACAACGGGACCAACAACAUCCUCUACCACAGUUUCACCUACUGAAACAACAGUUCAAAAAUCCACCAUGGUUACAUCAACGCCAUCUGUGAGUACUGAAAUUACAUCUGGGACUGUCACUACCACUAAAGGAACAACAACAACACCUAUACAAACAACAUCUGUUGAAUCCACAACAGCGACGAGUACGACAACAAAAGUAACCACAGUCGUUACAUCGGGACCAACAACAUCCUCUACCACAGUUUCACCUACUGAAACAAUAGUUCAAAAAUCCACCACGGUUACAUCAACACCAUCUGGGACUGUCACUACCACUAAAGGAACAACAACAACACCUAUACAAACAACAUCUGUUGAAUCCACAACAGCGACGAGUACGACAACAAAAGCAACCACAGUUGUUACUUCGGGACCAACAACAUCCUCUACCACAGUUUCACCUACUGAAUCAACACUUCAAAUAUCCACCACGGUUACAUCAACACCAUCUGUGAGUACUGAAAUUACAUCUGGGACUGUCACUACCACUGAAGGAACAACAACAACACCUAUACAAACAACAUCUGUUGAAUCCACAACAGCGACGAGUACGACAACAAAAGCAACCACAGUUGUUACUUCGGGACCAACAACAUCCUCUACCACAGUUUCACCUACUGAAACAAUAGUUCAAAAAUCCACCACGGUUACAUCAACACCAUCUGGGACUGUCACUACCACUAAAGGAACAACAACAACACCUAUACAAACAACAUCUGUUGAAUCCACAACAGCGACGAGUACGACAACAAAAGCAACCACAGUUGUUACUUCGGGACCAACAACAUCCUCUACCACAGUUUCACCUACUGAAACAAUAGUUCAAAAAUCCACCACGGUUACAUCAACACCAUCUGUGAGUACUGAAAUUACAUCUGGGACUGUCAGUACCACUAAAGGAACAACAACAACACCUAUACAAACAACAUCUGUUGAAUCCACAACAGCGACGAGUACGACAACAAAAGCAACCACAGUUGUUACUUCGGGACCAACAACAUCCUCUACCACAGUUUCACCUACUGAAUCAACACUUCAAAUAUCCACCACGGUUACAUCAACACCAUCUGUGAGUACUGAAAUUACAUCUGGGACUGUCACUACCACUGAAGGAACAACAACAACACCUAUACAAACAACAUCUGUUGAAUCCACAACAGCGACGAGUACGACAACAAAAGCAACCACAGUUGUUACUUCGGGACCAACAACAUCCUCUACCACAGUUUCACCUACUGAAACAAUAGUUCAAAAAUCCACCACGGUUACAUCAACACCAUCUGGGACUGUCACUACCACUAAAGGAACAACAACAACACCUAUACAAACAACAUCUGUUGAAUCCACAACAGCGACGAGUACGACAACAAAAGCAACCACAGUUGUUACUUCGGGACCAACAACAUCCUCUACCACAGUUUCACCUACUGAAACAAUAGUUCAAAAAUCCACCACGGUUACAUCAACACCAUCUGGGACUGUCAGUACCACUAAAGGAACAACAACAACACCUAUACAAACAACAUCUGUGGAAUCCACAACAGCGACGAGUAUGACAACAAAACCAACCACAUCGGGACCAACAACAUCCUCUACCACAGUUUCACUUACUGAAACAAUAGUUCAAAAAUCCACCAUGGUUACAUCAACACCAUCUGGGACUGUCACUACCACUAAAGGAACAACAACAACACCUAUGCAAACAACAUCUGUUCAAUCCACAACAGCGAUGAGCACGACAACAAAAGCAACCACAGUUGUUACUUCGGGACCAACAACAUCCUCUACCACAGUUUCACCUACUGAAACAACAGUUCAAAAAUCCACCACGGUUACAUCAACACCAUCUGUGAGUACUGAAAUUACAUCUGGGACUGUCACUACCACUAAAGGAACAACAACAACACCUAUACAAACAACAUCUGUUGAAUCCACAACAGCGACGAGUACGACAACAAAAGGAACCACAGUCGUUACAUCGGGACCAACAACGUCCUCUACCACAGUUUCACCUACUGAAACAAUAGUUCAAAAAUCCACCACGGUUACAUCAACACCUUCUGGGACUGUCACUACCACUAAAGGAACAACAACAACACCUAUGCAAACAACAUCUGUGGAGUCCACAACAGCGACGAGUAUGACAACAAAACAAACCACAUCGGGACCAACAACAUCCUCUACCACAGUUUCACCUACUGAAACAAUAGUUCAAAAAUCCACCACGGUUACAUCAACACCAUCUGGGACUGUCACUACCACUAAAGGAACAACAACAACACCUAUACAAACAACAUCUGUUGAAUCCACAACAGCGACGAGUACGACAACAAAAGCAACCACAGUUGUUACUUCUGGACCAACAACAUCCUCUACCACAGUUUCACCUACUGAAUCAACACUUCAAAUAUCCACCACGGUUACAUCAACACCAUCUGUGAGUACUGAAAUUACAUCUGGGACUGUCACUACCACUGAAGGAACAACAACAACACCUAUACAAACAACAUCUGUUGAAUCCACAACAGCGACGAGUACGACAACAAAAGCAACCACAGUCGUUACAUCGGGACCAACAACAUCCUCUACCACAGUUUCACCUACUGAAACAAUAGUUCAAAAAUCCACCACGGUUACAUCAACACCAUCUGGGACUGUCACUACCACUAAAGGAACAACAACAACACCUAUACAAACAACAUCUGUGGAAUCCACAACAGCGACGAGUAUGACAAUAAAACCAACCACAUCGGGACCAACAACAUCCUCUACCACAGUUUCACCUACUGAAACAAUAGUUCAAAAAUCCACCACGGUUACAUCAACACCAUCUGGGACUGUCGCUACCACUAAAGGAACAACAACAACAUCUAUACAAACAACAUCUGUUGAAUCCACAACAGCGACAAGUACGACAACAAAAGCAACCACAGUUGUUACUUCGGGACCAACAACAUCCUCUACCACAGUUUCACCUACUGAAACAACAGUUCAAAAAUCCACCACGGUUACAUCAACACCAUCUGUGAGUACUGAAAUUACAUCUGGGACUGUCACUACCACUAAAGGAACAACAACAACACCUAUACAAACAACAUCUGUUGAAUCCACAACAGCGACGAGUACGACAACAAAAGCAACCACAGUCGUUACAUCGGGACCAACAACAUCCUCUACCACAGUUUCACCUACUGAAACAAUAGUUCAAAAAUCCACCACUGUUACAUCAACACCAUCUGGGACUGUCACUACCACUAAAGGAACAACAACAACACCUAUACAAACAACAUCUGUUGAAUCCACAACAGCGACGAGUACGGCAACAAAACCAACCACAGUCGUUACAUCGGGACCAACAACAUCCUCUACCACAGUUUCACCUACUGAAACAAUAGUUCAAAAAUCCACCACGGUUACAUCAACGCCAUCUGGGACUGUCACUACCACUGAAGGAACAACAACACCUAUACAAACAACAUCUAUUGAAUCCACAACAGCGACGAGUACGACAACAAAAGCAACCACAGUCGUUACAUUGGGACCAACAACAUCCUCUACCACAGUUUCACCUUCUGAAACAACAAUUCAAAAAUCCACCACGGUUACAUCAACACCAACUGUGAGUACUGAAAUUACAUCUGGGACUGUCACUACCACUGAAGGAAUAACAACAACACCUAUACAAACAACAUCUGUUGAAUCCACAACAGCGACGAGUACGACAACAAAAGCAAUCACAGUCGUUACUGCGGGACCAACAACAUCCUCUACCACAGUUUCACCUACUGAAAAAAUAGUUCAAAUAUCCACCACGGUUACAUCAACACCCUCUGUGAGUACUGAAAUUACAUCUUGGACUGUCACUACCACUGAAGGAACAACAACAACACCUAUACAAACAACAUCUGUUGAAUCCACAACAGCGACGAGUACGACAACAAAACCAACCACAGUCGUUACAUCGGGACCGACAACAUCCUCUACCACAGUUUCACCUACUGAAACAAUAGUUCAAAAGUCCACCACGGUUACAUCAACACCAUCUGGGACUGUCACUACUACUAAAGGAACAACAACAACACCUAUACAAACAACAUCUGUGGAAUCCACAACAGCGACGAGUAUGACAACAAAACCAACCACAUCGGGACCAACAACAUCCUCUACCACAGUUUCACCUACUGAAACAAUAGUUCAAAAAUCCACCACGGUUACAUCAACGCCAUCUGGGACUGUCACUACCACUGAAGGAACAACAACAACACCUAUACAAACAACAUCUGUUGAAUCCACAACAGCGACGAGUACGACAACAAAACCAACCACAGUCGUUACAUCGGGACCAACAACAUCCUCUACCACAGUUUCACCUACUGAAACAACAGUUCAAAAGUCCACCACGGUUACAUCAACACCAUCUGGGACUGUCACUACCACUAAAGGAACAACAACAACACCUAUACAAACAACAUCUGUGGAAUCCACAACAGCGACGAGUAUGACAACAAAACCAACCACAUCGGGACCAACAACAUCCUCUACCACAGUUUCACCUACUGAAACAAUAGUUCAAAAAUCCACCACGGUUACAUCAACACCAUCUGUGAGCACUGAAAUUACAUCUGGGACUGUCACUACCACUGAAGGAACAACAACAACACCUAUACAAACAACAUCUGUUGAAUCCACAACAGUGACGAGCACGACAACAAAAGCAACCACAGUCGUUACUUCGGGACCAACAACAUCCUCUACCACAGUUUCACCUACUGAAACAACAGUUCAAAAAUCCACCACGGUUACAUCAACACCAUCUGUGAGUACUGAAAUUACACCUGGGACUGUCACUACCACUGAAGGAACAACAACAACACCUAUACAAACAACAUCUGUUGAAUCCACAACAGUGACGAGUACAACAACAAAAGGAACCACAGUCGUUACAUCGCGACCAACAACAUCCUCUACCACAGUUUCACCUACUGAAACAAUAGUUCAAAAAUCCACCACUUUUACAUCAACACCAUCUGUGAGUACUGAAAUUACAUCUGGGACUGUCACUACCACUGAAGGAACAACAACAACACCUAUACAAACAACAUCUGUUGAAUCCACAACAGCGACGAGUACGACAACAAACGCAACCACAGUCGUUACUUCGGGACCAACAACAUCCUCUACCACAGUUUCACCUACUGAAACAACAGUUCAAAAAUCCACCACGGUUACAUCAACACCAUCUGUGAGUACUGAAAUUACACCUGGGACUGUCACUACCACUGAAGGAACAACAACAACACCUAUACAAACAACAUCUGUUGAAUCCACAACAGUGACGAGUACAACAACAAAAGGAACCACAGUCGUUACAUCGCGACCAACAACAUCCUCUACCACAGUUUCACCUACUGAAACAAUAGUUCAAAAAUCCACCACUUUACAUCAACACCAUCUGUGA
Oreochromis niloticus (Nile tilapia) is the source of this 10250-nucleotide messenger RNA. RefSeq names its product mucin-2-like. Gene Ontology annotation, cellular component: extracellular matrix. The coding region runs from base 15 to 10250 and encodes 3411 amino acids. The transcript is spliced from 28 exons. Lineage: Eukaryota; Metazoa; Chordata; Actinopteri; Cichliformes; Cichlidae. The record is from RefSeq and is a predicted model, not a curated record. Gene Ontology annotation, molecular function: protein binding.